AUGUUCUGCAGCUGCAGCAGCAGCAGCAGCAGCAGCAGCAGCAGCAGCAACAGCACACAGAAGCGAGAAGCAGCAGCAGCAGCAGUAACAGCAAGAGGGGUAACAGCGCACGAAAUGGAUCAUCAGCAGCAGCAGCAGCAGCAAGGAAGACAGCAGCAGCACAAAAAGGGUGCAGCAGCUGCAAUAUUCGCAGCAGCUGCAGCAUCCACGACAGCAGCAGCAGCAGCAGCAGCAGCAGCAGCAGCAGCAGAAGCAGCAGCAGCAGAAGCAACAGCAGCAGCAAAAGGGACCUUGAGGGCUGCACAUGUGUGA
Molecule: messenger RNA, 312 nt
Organism: Eimeria necatrix
Lineage: Eukaryota; Apicomplexa; Conoidasida; Eucoccidiorida; Eimeriidae
Exons: 1
Coding region: 1-312 (103 amino acids)
Source: RefSeq, a predicted model, not a curated record